Caenorhabditis briggsae is the source of this 2451-nucleotide messenger RNA. It is a transcript of the gene Cbr-unc-105, whose product is annotated as Protein CBR-UNC-105. Bases 1 to 2451 code for a protein of 816 amino acids. Gene Ontology annotation, molecular function: ligand-gated sodium channel activity. The record is from RefSeq and is a predicted model, not a curated record. The transcript has 10 exons. Lineage: Eukaryota; Metazoa; Nematoda; Chromadorea; Rhabditida; Rhabditidae. Gene Ontology annotation, biological process: sodium ion transmembrane transport. Gene Ontology annotation, cellular component: membrane.
AUGCCUGGUGCUGCCCUCCUGCUCAAAUUUGAAAACGCUCCAUUUCCGUCAAUUACAAUAUGCAAUUUGAAUCCGUAUAAGAAAAGUGCGAUUCAGUCGAAUCCCAACACCAAGGCGAUGAUGGAGGCGUACAGUAGGCGGAUUGGUUCUGGUGAUAAGUCAGAAGGAAUCGCCGCCGCGUUGUCUGCUUCCGGUGCUCUACAUGCCAAAGUCCGUCGUGCCAAACGAAAAGCCAAAGGAAAACCACGAUUACGAGACCGUCGUUACCAUCAAGCCUUCGCCCAGUGCCUUUGUGAUAUCGAGCCAUUGACUGGAGACCGAAAGGGUUCUUGUUUUGCCGCUUUCAAAGGAAAAAUCGAGAUCGACACCAAUAGCACAGCGGGAUUCAUGAAUCUUCAUACAUCGCGAUGUUUGUGCCAAUUGGAUACGAUAUCAAAAACACUGUGGCCCUGUUUUCCUUAUUCAUCUUGGAAAGAGAAGCUAUGUUCCGAGUGUGUCGACAACACCGGUCAUUGUCCAAUGCGCUUCUAUAAGGGCAAUGAGCUCUAUGAGAAUAUCAAGGAACAAGUGGACCUAUGUCUCUGUCAUAAGGAAUACAAUCAUUGUGUUUCGACGCGAGACGAUGGAGUGAUCAUAGAAAUCGAUCCAAACGACGAAUUGGGAAACUUGGAUAUUGGCAAGAAGGUGGCAAGUCAAUUGAGUCUUCGAGAGGAAAAGCUAGCUGAAACCACAACGACCGAGGCGCCAGCAGUGACUCAGGCCUUGGGAUUUGAAGAGCUCACUGAUGAUAUUGCAAUCACAUCACAGGCCCAGGAAAACCUCAUGUUCGCUGUUGGAGAGAUGCCACAAUCAGCUAAAGAGGGAAUGUCGUAUGAGUUGGAUGAACUGAUCUUGAAGUGUUCUUUCAAUCAGAAGGAUUGUCAAAUGGAGCGUGAUUUCAUUUUGCAUUAUGACAACACCUUUGGAAAUUGCUACACUUUUAAUCACAACCGAACAGCAGAAGUGGCUUCACACAGAGCUGGAGCCAACUAUGGACUUCGUGUUCUUCUCUACGCCAAUGUCAGUGAGUACUUGCCAACAACAGAUGCAGUUGGAUUUAGGAUUACUGUACAUGACAAGCACAUCGUCCCGUUUCCCGAUGCUUUUGGUUAUUCGGCACCUACAGGAUUCAUGUCCUCGUUUGGAGUUCGAAUGAAACAAUUCAUCCGCCUCGAACCCCCAUAUGGUCACUGCCGUCAUGGUGGAGAGGAUAGUCCAACUUACGCUUAUGACGGCUUCCAUUAUUCCGUAGAAGCGUGUCACCGAAGUUGUGCUCAGAAGGUGAUCGUUGACACUUGUGGGUGUGCAGAUCCAAUGUAUCCGAUCGCCGAGAUGUUUGGGAAUGAUACGAAACCAUGUCAAGCAGUGAAUAUGGAGCAGAGAGAAUGCCUCCGAAACACAACGCUGUAUCUCGGAGAGUUGUAUUCCAAAGGAAAAGAGUCAGUGAUACCGGACUGUUAUUGUCAUCAGCCUUGCCAAGAAACCAACUACGAAGUGACCUAUUCCUCGGCUCGAUGGCCUUCUGGAUCUGCCAAAGUCAUGGAAUGCCUGCCAGGCGACUUUAUGUGUCUUGAAAAGUAUCGAAAGAAUGCGGCGAUGGUCCAGAUUUUCUAUGAGGAGUUGAACUAUGAAACGAUGAAAGAGACGCCAGCCUACACGCUAACAUCAGUGCUAGCCGAUCUUGGUGGUCUUACUGGACUGUGGAUUGGCGCUUCAGUAGUGUCCAUGUUGGAGAUUGUGUCGCUAAUUUGCAUGGCCGCUAAUGGCUACUAUAAGGACAAGACCGAAGAACGAAAAUCCUCGCUAUCGGCCCAAUCUCAUCAUUCCAUACCUGUUCAAAGAGCUUCCAGAGGCUCAUUGAAUACGCUCCACAAGAGCAGUACGACACAAAGCGUCAAGUUGUCUGUAAUCGAUAUUCGAUCACUUCAUUCCAAUCACUCGUCGAAGAGCAAGCAGUCCAUAUUUAUUGAGGAUCUACCGCCAGCGAUACAGAAUCUAGGAACCAUUACAUCAUUCCAGGAACAAAGCGACGAUGAAGAAACAUCAGAAUCUUCCCGAACCAACGGCUCCUGCCGAUAUCUGGCUCCCGGUGAAGACCUUCCCUGUCUUUGCAAAUACCAUUCUGAUGGAACCAUAAAAGUGAUGAAGGCGUUGUGUCCGGUGCACGGUUAUAUGGUUCGACGAAACUAUGAUUAUAGUGUGUCCAACAGCGAAGAAGAAGACGUCGAAGAUGAGGUUCAUCUCGAGCCAGAACCAUUCUACACAGCUCCCUAUGAACAUCGCAAAAAAAGUACUGCUUCCAAAAAGCCCAAAAAAUCAACCGCUGGUGGUCCACCACCACCACCAGACGAGGAUCUUGCUAUGGAAGCGCACAAUGAUCCAACAGAUGGUCAACGAACUGAAGAACCAUAA